Cyprinodon variegatus (sheepshead minnow) is the source of this 1024-nucleotide messenger RNA. It is a transcript of the gene ttc29, whose product is annotated as tetratricopeptide repeat domain 29. Gene Ontology annotation, molecular function: protein binding. The record is from RefSeq and is a predicted model, not a curated record. Lineage: Eukaryota; Metazoa; Chordata; Actinopteri; Cyprinodontiformes; Cyprinodontidae. The transcript is spliced from 8 exons. The coding region runs from base 92 to 958 and encodes 288 amino acids.
CGUAACCUAGCAGUUAGCUCGUUGCUCUGUUUGUAUUUCUCUGCGUUUUCUCAGUAAUUCGGCUCAGAAAAAAACCUUUUGGCCUCAAGAAAUGCUCAGGAUGAAAAAACUGGAGAAGACCUUUGCUGAGGAACAGCUAACUGAUGAACCGUUCAUGUCCAGGUUAGAAAGCAGCCCAAAGCAGCUGGUCUGUGUGGAGAUGCUGAAAGAAUGCAACUACAAGUCGUUCGAAGAGCUCAUCACGCUGUUGCGCUUAGAUCGGGAUCAGAGAAAAAACGCUCGGCCGUUUUCAACCAGGCUGAAGGAUACGCCUCUGGAGGAACAGCGGGAAAAACUGGAGACCAUGGCCUUCUACCUGAGCCGAGCGGAGAAGGCGGAAAGAGAAGGCUUGUGGAAGCCAUCCUGUGAGGAACGUCUGCAUUUAGGUCACUACUUCUUCAGUCAGAAGGAUCUGUGGCUCAGUUUUUAUUUCUACCAAAGCUGUGCUAACAACGAGCGUGGAGGAAGAUCCAAACUGGCUACAGAGGCCAGACUGCGCAUGGCCGAGAUUUACCUGCAGCAAGGUGAUCUGGAGGAGUCCAGGCUGCAGGCGGAGAAGAGCCUGAAACAGGCGGAGGAAGGAGGCUGGUUGGACUCAGACGGUCGGCCUAUGAAGCUCUGGGCCUGCACACACCUGGGAAGAAUCUACUGUUUGCUGGCUGACGCUUCCCUCGCAGCGGCUAACUACAACACAGCCAAGAGGCUGCUGGACCGAGGCUUCAAAGUUGUCACAGACGUUAAAGACAAGCUGGCUGAGGCGGAGGUGCUCUUCAGACAAGGACUGCUGCUACAGCGGUUAGGAGAUCAUCCUGCAGCCAGGCAGGUCUUCAGCCGCUGCAUGAAGAACUUCAACAUGAUGCAGGAUACAGAAGGACAGGUGAAGACCUACAAGGCCACAGCCAAGUCCUUAGAAAGGUAGAGGCAUUCCCUCAUCACCAAACACCAACAGAAAACAUCUAGAAAGGUUUAUUGAGGUAUUUUAAGA